Molecule: messenger RNA, 2226 nt
Organism: Porites evermanni
Lineage: Eukaryota; Metazoa; Cnidaria; Anthozoa; Scleractinia; Poritidae
Source: the annotation of a GenBank genome assembly
AUGGAUAUUCAAACCUUGUUGAACAACCUUCAUGAAGAGUUAUCAUGUUCUGUGUGUAUGAGCAAGUACAUCGAUCCAAAACAGCUACCGUGCUUGCAUAGUUUUUGCCUUCAUUGUCUGAAUGGGAUUCAACGAACGAGUGGCAGACGAGAUAAAAUUGCGUGCCCGGAGUGUAGACAGGAAUUCAAGGUCCCUGAUAAAGGAAACCUAGCAGCUUUGCCAACAAAUUUUCGCAUUAACAGCUUGCUCGAUGUAUUAGCUAUAAAGGAGUGCAGCACCACUAGAGUUAAGUGUGGAAAUUGUGACAACCGAAGCAAAGAAAGCCAUUAUUGUUUCCAGUGUUGUGCUUUCUGGUGCGGAGAGUGUAUCACUUUCCACAAUGGGAUGAAAGCCAAUAAAGAUCACUAUGCGCUGGCAUUGGAAGACUUUCAAGAUCACGACUAUGAGAACAUUUUAAAGCGGCCAGCAUUUUGUGGGAUACCAGGCCACGAGAAAAAAGAAAAAGAAUUCUUCUGUAAUAGCUGCGAAGUCGCAAUCUGCAACGCUUGUGCGUUAACGAAUCAUGAAGGGCACGGAAAGAUUCUUCUGGAACAAGCUGCAGAUGAGCGGAAGUUAAGAGUUAAAUCUGCAAUUGAAUCUCAGAGAAAAAGAGCUCUAACAAAGAGAAGCAAAAUCACCAAGCUUGACAAAUACCAUAAUGAAGUUCAAGAACAAGCCGCUCGUUUGAAGAGAAACGUACAAGAGUAUGCUGACAGCAUUCAUGCAGCCAUUGAAACAAAGAAACUGGAGAUCUUUGAUGAUGUGGAACGAAGGACAAAAGCUUCUCUUCAAGAAAUUGGAAAGCAAAAAGAGGAUUUUGAAGAACAGGCUAGACGAUAUGAAUCAGAAAUAGAAGAUACUGAAACACUUUUAAAGCGAAGCACAAGCGCACAACUCAUACAACCGAACGAGCUGAUGGACAAAAUAUUAAAGGAAGAAAAGAACCAAGAAGAAGGAAGUGAUCGUGAUGACUGUCCAUGUCAGAAAUUUGAUUUUGUGAAGAAUCACAAGUUAUUUGAUCUCGUAAGCGUUGAACAAAUUGGUUCCCUGGAAGAAAGUCAGACAAGGGCGCAACAAUCGAGUGCUGAUGGAAAAGGAAUCAGUGAGGCAAUUGUUGGACUUAAAGGACAUCUUGUUGUGACAACAAGAAACGAGAAAUGUCAUCAGUGUUAUAAUAAUGACUGUGUCACACUGGAAAUCAGUAAUCGUCAAGGCGAUAACUGCGCAGUUGAAGUGCAAGUCCAAGAUAACAAAGAUGGGACUUACAAGAUCAAAUACUUUGCCAAAGAAACAGGAACAUGCUGUGCAUCAGUGAAGGUUAAUGGAGAACAUAUCCGUGGCAGUCCUUUUGAGGUUCAAGUCACACCCAGACAGUUCAGACCUGUGUUAUCUUUUGGAGAACAAAUAUUGAAGAAGCCUUGGGGGGUAGCAGUAAAUGAACAAGAUGAAAUUGCAGUGAGUGACAUUGGUAACCAUAAGAUCCAUUUAUUCAAGAGCGAUGGAACUCAUAUUAAAUCUUUUGGUAAACAUGGUACUCAGCACGGUGAGUUUGACUGGCCUUGUGGAAUAGUUUUUCACGGUGGUAAUAUUAUUGUGGCAGAACAAAGUAAAAACAGUAGGAUCCAAGAACUGAAUAGACAGGGAGAUUACCUUCGCAACUUUGGGGGAAAAGGAAGUCUUGAUCACCAACUUGACUUUCCUACUGGUUUAUCUAUUGCCAGUGAUGGCAAUAUCAUUGUAGCUGAUAGGAAAAACAAAUUAAUUAAGAUCUUUUCCGCUGAUGGACAGUUUUUACAUAAACUUGGCACAAAGGGCUGUUUCACUGAACCCUAUCACUGUAUUCAACAUGACAACUAUCUUAUAGUAUCAGACUAUCGUGACCAUUCUGUAAAAUUAUUUGAUAGAGAGGGUAAUUUUCUUUACAAAUUUGGGAAGAAGGGAAAUGCAGACAGGGAGUUUAACUCACCUCACUGCUUGUCCAUGGACAAAGCAGGGCACCUGAUGGUUUGUGAUACUUACAAUCACAGGAUUCAGGUGUUUGAUCUGAGUGGGAAGUUUGUCGCUAAGUUUGGAACAACAGGAAGCGGGAUGGGAGAGUUUGAUAGACCAGUCUCAGUAGCACUUCUUAGUGAUGAUAAAAUAGUUGUGUCUGACUUCGGAAACAGUCGUAUUCAGAUUUUUGAUUGA